AUGGCAGAGUUAGCUAAAAUUGAAGAACAAUUAUCAUCUUUAACAUUAAUGCAAGCAGCUGAGCUUGUAAAAAUGUUAGAAGAAAAAUGGGGUGUAUCUGCAGCAGCACCUGUAGCUGUAGCAGCCGCUGCCGCUCCUGCUGCUGAAGCAGCUGCUGAAAAAACUGAUUUUGAAGUAGUUUUAGCUGCUAGUGGUCUUGGUUUAAUUGAAGCUAAAAAAUUAGUUGAUGAAGCUCCAAAGCCAAUUAAGAGCAACGUGAAAAAAGCAGAAGCAGAAGAAGUUAAAAAUAAACUAGAAGCUGCUGGAGCAAAAGUAGAAUUAAAGUAA
Messenger RNA from Chrysoperla carnea, 327 nucleotides. RefSeq names its product 50S ribosomal protein L7/L12. The transcript has 2 exons. Gene Ontology annotation, molecular function: structural constituent of ribosome. NCBI's taxonomy places the organism in Eukaryota, Metazoa, Arthropoda, Insecta, Neuroptera, Chrysopidae. Gene Ontology annotation, biological process: translation. Bases 1 to 327 code for a protein of 108 amino acids. The record is from RefSeq and is a predicted model, not a curated record. Gene Ontology annotation, cellular component: ribosome.